Molecule: messenger RNA, 918 nt
Organism: Mastomys coucha (southern multimammate mouse)
Lineage: Eukaryota; Metazoa; Chordata; Mammalia; Rodentia; Muridae
Product: mast cell protease 8-like
Exons: 5
Coding region: 87-833 (248 amino acids)
Biological process (GO): proteolysis
Cellular component (GO): intracellular membrane-bounded organelle; cytoplasm
Molecular function (GO): serine-type endopeptidase activity
Source: RefSeq, a predicted model, not a curated record
UCUGGGCCUCUUUCCUCACCUGAUGCUUUAAAAGUUGUGAGAAGUAACAAAGUGACCAAUUGAGACCUGGUCGGACCCUGAAGAGGAUGGGCCUGCUCCUGGUCUUCCUGGUGGCUGUGCUAUCAGUCGAUGCUGAAGGAGGGAAAAUCUUAUGGGGUACAGAGUCUAAACCCCACUCCCGGCCCUACAUGGCAUUCAUAAAUUUUUAUGAUAGCAAAUUAGUCGUCAAACGCUGUGGUGGUUUCUUGGUGGAAAAAGACAUCGUAAUGACAGCAGCUCACUGUAAUGGAAGCAAUAUAAAUGUAACCUUAGGUGCUCACAAUAUCAAGAAACAGAAAAACACCCAGCUCAUUCCUGUGCGUGAAGCCAAACCUCACAAGGACUUUAAUAGUGUAACACUGGUUAAUGACAUCAUGCUCCUCAAGCUGGAACACAAAGCUCAACUCAGCAGUACCGUGAAGACUAUUGCCCUUCCGAAGAGCCAGGACUGGGUGAAACCUGGGCAGGUGUGCACAGUAGCAGGUUGGGGAAACUUGGCCAAUUGCACUUUGUCUAAAACACUUCAAGAAGUGAAUCUAGAAGUUCAAACAGGCCAGAUGUGCCACAGCAUGUCCAAAACCUACAACAACUCCAUCCAGCUCUGUGUGGGAAAUCCCAAUGAGAAGAAAGCUACUGCUCGGGGUGACUCUGGAGGACCCUUUGUGUGUAAUGGAGUGGCCCAGGGCAUCGUCAGUUACAGCCUUUGUACUGGGACACCUCCUCGGGUAUUCACCAGAAUUUCCAGCUUUAUACCUUGGAUUCAGAAAACAAUGAAACUCCUGCAACAACCCUAGAAUACAAAACCUGUGUCUGGGCCAGGGUCCAGCAUCCUGGGGUGUGGCUAUCUGAAUCUUAAUAAAGAAAUAUGUUUGCAGGAAA